This is a messenger RNA of Oncorhynchus keta (chum salmon), 3192 nucleotides long. RefSeq names its product thrombospondin-type laminin G domain and EAR repeats b (gene tspearb). The record is from RefSeq and is a predicted model, not a curated record. The coding region runs from base 50 to 1903 and encodes 617 amino acids. Gene Ontology annotation, biological process: signal transduction. The transcript has 11 exons. NCBI's taxonomy places the organism in Eukaryota, Metazoa, Chordata, Actinopteri, Salmoniformes, Salmonidae.
GUCGCGGGUCUUACCACCUGGCGGGGAGCCCCCCCUGCCUGAAGUGCACAUGGUCCAGUCCAGGGGGGCCCGGGGCCUGCAGCUAGCCGGCUCUCAGGAGGCCCUCAGCUUCCCCGCUUCGCAGCUCUUCACCAACUGUGACCACUUCCCUUCUGAGUUCUCCUUCGUGGUCACGCUCAAGAUCCCACGCCUUGCCAACAAGAGGAACGAGUACAUCUUCUCGUUGGUGGAGGAGGAGUCAGACCGGCUGCUGAUUGGUCUACUUGUCUCUCAGGAGAGGCUCCACUUUUUGUUCCAGGGCCCGACAGGCAAGAAACGGAUCACGUUUAGGGCUGUGCGGCUGGCGGACAACCACUGGCACACAGUGGUGGUGGCCGUCACCGGGCGCUAUGCUACACUCAGAGUGGACUGCGGUAUGGCCCUGGAGCUGGUCUAUGAGAAGCCUUUCCCCAGUGAUCUCUGCACUGCCCACUCCAGGUUCUACGUCGGCAGCAGGAGGCGGUGGAAAGGACUGUUCUCUGGUCUGCUGCGACAACUGGUUCUGUUGCCUGGGUCAGAUGCUACCUCCCGAGUGUGUCCCUCUUCAGACCCCAGACUGGCAGUCCUCUCUGUCCCUCAGGCCCUGCUCACCAUGCCCAUCACACCCACUGGGAACGACAUAGUCCCCCUGUAUCCUUACGAGGCAGAAGUGUUGAUAACCCCGGGGACCCAGCCUCCCUGUGCCAAGGCAGAGGAGGGCCAGCUGUGGUUUAACACACUGAAGAAAGGCUUGUUCCUGUGUGAUGGACGGCUGUGGAUGCCUCUGCUGCAAGAGAAAGAGCGUCUGGACUAUGUUGAAGACUACCAAGACCUUUACACCAACUCAGAGACGUUCGACAUCGAGGUGUUUCACAUCCCCUCCCAAGGACUGUUCGCUGCCACAGCCAAUCGCGAGACCAAGCCGGGCUCUGGAAUCUACAAGUGGGUGGAUGGGAAGUUUCAAGUGUAUCAGAACAUCAUCACCUAUGAAGCACGGGCAUGGAAGUACUUUACUGUGGGCAACAAGAUGUUCCUAGCAGUGGCUAACUCCAAGGGCCAGCCUGGCGGGGAGUGGGAGGAGUCAGUGAUCUACAAGUGGAGCAACAGGAAGUUAAUGUUUCUACCUUAUCAGACCAUAGAGACACACAGUGCUCUGGACUGGGAGGCCUUCAGCAUACAGGAACAACAUUUCCUGGCUGUGGCCAAUCACAGACGAGGUGACAACAAUCACAACAUCGACAGUGUGAUUUACCGGUGGAACCCGGGGACCAAGGUGUUUGAGGUGAAUCAGACCCUCGAGACUUCUGGGGCCUACGACUGGGAGUUCUUUUCCGUGGGUCCAUACCACUUCCUGGUGGUGGCCAACACUUUCGAUGGAAUAUCCACCAACAUCAACUCCACCAUAUACAUCUGGCUGGGAGGAAUGUUCCAGCCGUUUCAAUACAUCAAGACGGUGGGAGCGACGGACUGGGAGAUGUUCCAGGUCAAGGAUCGGUACUUCCUGGCGGUGGCUAACGGCCAGAAACUGAACGAGAGAGGCCCUAGUCACUACAACAUCAACUCAACCAUCUACGAACUGAACGUGAUCACACAGACCUUCGUUAAGUUCCAGGACAUCGUCACAAACAGUGCGGUGGACUGGGAAUUCUUCUCGGUGGGUGAAGAGAAGUUCCUUGUUGUGGCCAAUUCUCACGAUGGAUCCUCGUAUUCUUUAAACAGUGUUAUAUACAGGUGGCAGGGAUAUGAGGGGUUUGUCCCUAUCCACUGGCUCCCAACCAUCGGCUGUACGGACUGGGAAUAUUUCAAUACCACAGCAGGAUCCUUUCUCGUCUAUUCUAGUGCCACCUCUCCCCUGUCUAAAGUCUUCAGACUGAAGACAUACUGAUUCCUCACUGUCCCUGACGCUCCACUAUCUGAGCCAGUUAGAGAAACAUGGUGUGGUGGAACAAUGGAAGGGGAAUGAAUUACAGAUUUUCUAGUGUUGCUGGACAGACUGGCAGGCAGACAGACCAACAGAAAGGCAGACAGACCAACAGAAAGGCAGACAGACCAACAGAAAGGCAGACAGACCAACAGAAAGGCAGACAGGCGGACAUACCAACGAAAGGCAGACAGGCAGACAGAUCAACAGAAAGGCAGACAGACCAACAGAAAGGCAGACAGACCAACAGAAAGGCAGACAGCCAGACAGACCAACCGAAAGGCAGACAGACAAAGGCAGACAGACCGACAAACAGACAAAGGCAGACAGACCGACAGACAGACGAAGGCAGACAGACCGACAGACAGAAAGGCCAAUCGAAAGGCAGACAGACAAAGGCAGACAGACCGACAGACAGAAUGGCUGACAGACAGACAAAGGCAAACAGACCAACAGAAAGGUAGGCAGACAGACCAACAGAAAGGCAGACAGACCAACAGAAAGGCAGACAGCCAGACAGACCAACAGAAAGGCAGACAGCCAGAAAGGCAGACAGCCAGAAAGACCAACCGAAAGGCAGACAGACAAAGGCAGACAGACAGACAAAGGCAGACAGACGGACAGACAGAAUGGCCGACAGACAGACACAGAAAGAAAGGCAGACAGAACUGUAAUUGUCUCCCCAGUUGUGUCGGAGAUCCAGGCUGUGGGAGAGAAUCGUGCUUUUAAAACGACGAGAGAGAUGUUGCAGCAGCAUCAUGAGAUUGUGGAAAAUGAGGGAAAGAAUGUGUGACGUUGGUUUGUAAACAACUUACACUAUAAGAGGGACAAGUUUCAAAGUUUAUUCGCCACUUGGGUACUGGAGUGGUUGUAUAUACAGGUCAGUACCUUAUUCAAUGUCCAGGGUACUGGAGUGGUGGAGGUGGGUUUAUACAUAAAAAGUGAUUGGUCGGAGGCCUCCCGGGUGGCGCAGUGGUUAAGGGCGUAACAUUUAAAAUAAAAUAAAAAGUGAUUGUACGUAGGAUGCACAUAAACAUGGCUGAAAGGUGACUGGUUGGUAGCAGGAAUAUAUACAUAUUUAUGAUAAUAUAUUAACGGUAACAUAGCCAUAUUUAUUAUAAUCUGCAACAUUUCAACUUCUAAAAUAGAGUCCUUGUAAUUUACAGCAUCGCUCAGUCAACAAAACAUUUGCUAAAGUUGCCCAAUUUAGCUGGAGGGCUGGGGAAAGAUCUUUGUCGCACACAGUGCUCAAG